Molecule: messenger RNA, 647 nt
Organism: Saccoglossus kowalevskii
Lineage: Eukaryota; Metazoa; Hemichordata; Enteropneusta; Harrimaniidae
Product: vitamin K epoxide reductase complex subunit 1-like protein 1
Biological process (GO): vitamin K metabolic process; peptidyl-glutamic acid carboxylation
Molecular function (GO): vitamin-K-epoxide reductase (warfarin-sensitive) activity
Source: RefSeq, a predicted model, not a curated record
UCAGUAGUACGUACUGUUUUGGAUUUGCUUGGGAAACUGCUGGGUAUUAUAAUUAUCUCGUUGUUGAACGACAUAGCAUUGUUACAACAUGGAAGCUGAUGGCGUCACGACAAAUGGCUUGGUAGGAGGUUUUGAACAUGCCUGCGUCUGCUUAAUUGGGUUCCUUCUUUCAGCCUAUGCUUUGAAAGUAGAGAUACACAAGACAAGAAACAGUAACUAUACCGCUGUGUGCGAUUUCAAUGACCGUAUGAGUUGUACGAAAGCAUUUAUGUCACCAUAUGGUAAAGGGUUUGGUAUCAUUGGUCCGUUGUUGGGUGAAGACCAUUUUUUGAAUUUUCCAAACAGUAUACUUGGACUUGUCUUUUACACACUUCAAUUUAUGAUCGGUCAGUUCUUCUACUCAAGCAUAUCCAUGGUUUAUCUAUUGUUUUAUAUGUCCAUCAUUUCCUGUAUCGGAUCCCUCUAUCUGGCUUACAUACUUUAUUUUGUACUCAGCGACUGUUGUGUUGUUUGCAUUUCAACAUAUAUCGUCAACUUUACGUUGUGUUAUUUAAACUAUAUAAAUCUCUAGACAAUGAACCAAGGAUCAUACAUUUGUAUUCAGUGCUAAUACAGAUCGCAUCAUAAUUGCCGUAAACGAAUACCGC